This is a messenger RNA of Chlorella variabilis, 1170 nucleotides long. RefSeq lists its product as hypothetical. Gene Ontology annotation, molecular function: glycosyltransferase activity. The transcript has 9 exons. Lineage: Eukaryota; Viridiplantae; Chlorophyta; Trebouxiophyceae; Chlorellales; Chlorellaceae. Bases 1 to 1170 code for a protein of 389 amino acids. The record is from RefSeq and is a predicted model, not a curated record.
AUGGUCCACCGACCAGAUGGCACCAAGCCGCACCAGGCACACUCGCGCCUGCUGCCACUGCUGCUGGCCUCCUCGCUGCCGGCAGCGCUGCUGUGGCUGUGGCUGCGCGUUGGAGCCGGGGCCUGCUCGACUCUGGCGCUGUACGGCACGUACCGCCUGGCCCAGCGCAUGCGUCCCGGCGGGGACAAGAUGGUCGCCUUCACCCGCAUCCUGCACCGCACAACAGACGAUGCGCUGUCGCCCUGCGUGCCCACCUUCCGAGCAGACCCGCUGCACCCGGGGUGCGACGGCGGCGUGCCAGGGAGGUCAGGGCGGUGCCGGUAUGUCGUGGCGGACCGCCCCGGCGCGGUGCGCCAGUUCUUUCAGGCAGCCCAGCUGGACCCGACGCUGAUCAAGGGCGCCUGGGCGUACCUCAUAGAGACCGACUUCCUGUUUGUGAAGCCAGUGCUGGCGCCGGGCCCUGCGGAGUCGUCGGUUCGCUCCCUGGGCUUCUGGUACUCGUACGUGUAUGCAGACGCCAAGGUUUUCAAGAGCUUCAUGCCGCGCUUCUACCCGCCGGGCCUGGGCCCGCUGUCGGAGGUGCCGCGCACGGGGCCCUCACCUGUGAUGGCUCGUGUGGCCGAGUGGCUGCGGGUGCUGCCCCGCUGGGAAGCUUACUCAGCACAGAUAGAGGCGGACGCGGAGGCCUCCAAGCGGCUGGGCUGGGUGCGGGAGAUGUAUGCCUUCUCGCUGGCGGUGGCGGUGGAGCGGCUGGAUCUGGAUCUGGGGCAGAGCGGCAACAGCACCCUCAUCAUUCAGCCGCCAGUGGACCUGCGCCUGGGCAGGGCCACGCAGAUCCACUACACCUGGGGCCCCAAGCUGAAGGAGGGGGGGAACGACACCGAGUUCUGGCGCUUUGAGAAGCGGGACUGGACGCAGCAGCGGUUCGAGGACACGGCGCCCCCGGUGCCGCUGCCGCCGCCGUGGCACCCCGGCUGGCGCACGCCAUCGGCGCGUGUGGGUCGCAAGGGGGCCCCCACCUCCCAGGAGGACUACGAGCUCAUACUGCUGGAGGUGAACACAUUCAACAGGGGGCUGGAGGAGGUGGGCGGGUCGCAGUGGAGGGAGGUGCUGGGCAGGGAGGCGGCGGCGGCGGCGGCGGUUGCGCGGAAGAAGCGGGGCGGCGGUUGA